Molecule: messenger RNA, 498 nt
Organism: Fusarium sp. VM40
Lineage: Eukaryota; Fungi; Ascomycota; Sordariomycetes; Hypocreales; Nectriaceae
Source: the annotation of a GenBank genome assembly
AUGGGUUCUUCAAUCACACCUGAAUACGAAGCUGCAAACGAGCAGUUUGCUGCAACCUUCGACAAAGGAGAUCUUGCACUACCACCCUCUCGUCAAGUAGCUGUAGUGGCCUGUAUGGACGCCCGUCUAGACCCAGCCUCAGUUCUCGGCAUCGAGCUCGGUUCCGCCCAUGUAAUCCGCAACGCAGGCGGCCGCGCCGCAGAUGCUCUCCGAUCAAUCAUCAUAUCACAGCAACUCCUCGGCACCCGCGAGAUAGUCAUUGUCCACCAUACCGAUUGCGGUAUGCUCACCUUUUCCGACCUCGAUCUCAAAACCAAGGUUCGCAAAGAGCUUGAUCAAGACGUUGAUCACAUCGCAUUUCUCCCCUUUGGAGACCUUGAGCAGAGUGUCCGUGAUGAUAUUGCGUUUUUGAAGAAGAGUCCUUUGGUAUUGGAUGUUCCCGUCACUGGUUAUGUCUACGAUGUUAAGACGGGUAAGAUCAACAAGGUCGAAGUAUAG